Penaeus monodon (black tiger shrimp) is the source of this 3482-nucleotide messenger RNA. RefSeq names its product proton-coupled amino acid transporter-like protein CG1139. The record is from RefSeq and is a predicted model, not a curated record. Bases 143 to 1576 code for a protein of 477 amino acids. The transcript has 10 exons. Gene Ontology annotation, molecular function: amino acid transmembrane transporter activity. Lineage: Eukaryota; Metazoa; Arthropoda; Malacostraca; Decapoda; Penaeidae. Gene Ontology annotation, cellular component: vacuolar membrane. Gene Ontology annotation, biological process: amino acid transmembrane transport.
AAAUUCCCCCUCCUUGCGUCGUCGACUCGUCUGACGAAUCGGACGAGUUGGUGUAAAGUGACAACAAACCCAUCUCGGUGAGGGACCUGAGGCUGCCUCUUUUCUCGCAUUUUGUGUGGCUUUUCUAUCAAUAGGCUGUGACAUGCCGAGGGGAACCACAGAACACCAACCACUUCUAACAGAGCCAGAUCCAGAGCUUGCACGAUCACAGAUGUCUCGGGAUGGGGAGGAGCCGGUGUCAGAUGGGGAGGGUGAAGAGCACGACGAAUCUGGGCUCACUGCGUCAGGACACCACAUUGAUGACGCGCACCAGCAGACCACGAAUUGUGAGACGUUGAUUCACCUGAUUAAAGGAAAUAUUGGCACUGGCAUCCUGGCAAUGCCUGAUGGCCUCAAGAACUCUGGCUUGUAUACUGGCACUGCUCUCUUGCCUGUCAUAGCGACCAUCUGCAUUCACUGUAUGCAUAUGUUGGUAAGAUGUGCCCAUGAAUUGAAGGAAAGAUUAGGAGUAAGUGGGUUGGACUAUGCAGAAGUUGGGUACCACGCCUUCACCACUGGCCCUGCCCCUCUGCGUAGAUUAGCACCUGUUGCACGUGCAGUAUUGAAUUCCUUUCUUACCAUUACACAGUUAGGCUUCUGCUGUGUUUAUGUGGUGUUUAUUGCAGCAAAUGUCAAACAGGUGGUUGACUGUAAGUUGCCAGGAAAUGAAAUUGACAUUCAUGGGUACAUGGCUAUUUUAUUGAUUCCUCUACUAGCCAUAUCAAUGAUUAGAUCAUUAAAGGUGCUUGCCCCAUUCUCGCUCAUAAGCAACGUGUUCUUGGGGCUUGGCAUUGCCAUUACCUUCCACUACCUUCUCCAAGAUAUUCCUUCUUCUUAUGAUAGACCUGAGUUCAAGAGCUGGAAGCAGUUGCCACUCUUUGUGGGUACUUCAAUAUACGCUUUUGAAGGAAUUGGAGUGGUUUUGCCGUUGGAGAGGAAAAUGACAACACCAGAAGAUUUCCGUGGAUGCAACGGAGUGUUAAAUACAGCCAUGAUUCUAGUCACCUGUGGUUACAUUGCUGUUGGAUUCUUUGGCUACCUAAAGUAUGGUGAUGCUGUACAUGGCUCAGUUACACUUAACCUUCCACCAAGUGAUAACCUUGCACAGUUGGUGAAAAUCCUGAUGGCAGUAGCAAUCUACUUGACUUAUUCACUGAUGUUGUAUGUUCCCUCGGAGAUCAUGUGGCCACACCUCCGCACUAGGUUCCAUUCAAACAGGGCGAAACGUGUAGGAGAAUAUGCAUUCAGGGCUUUCCUUGUUCUUAUUACUUUUAUCCUUGCAGCAGCGAUACCCAACAUAGGCCUUUUUAUUUCACUAGUCGGUGCUAUGUCCUCAUCCACUCUGGCUAUCAUUUUCCCUCCCAUCAUCGAGCUUGUUACGUUUUGGCCAAGGGUAUCUAAGCUGACAAUUAUAAAGUGUUUUGUAAUUAUGAGCUUCGGCAUCUUGUGCUUUGUCAUUGGAUCCUAUGCCAGCAUAAUGGCUAUUGUUGAGUACUUCCAGAGUGCAGAUGAACCAAAGCCAGAGUUUAUAUGUUAGAGGAAUAAGUUUCUACUGUAUAUUUUCAGUAAGAUGGAACUUCCAUGUUUUUAUUAUUUUAGAGAAUUUGCUUUUAAACAGUAUGUAUAUUUGUGUGAAUAUGCAAUAUAUUACAGAAAAAUAAAUAGUAUUAUAGAGAUUCUGUAACAAUACAAAUGAAAAGUACAAUUUGUCUUUUCCCCAUAUAAUGAGAAAAAAAUGUCUCUCAGUAAAAAUGACGAAAUUUCUUUCUUGUGAAUAGUGCAAAGAGUAGUUUUCAGAGUUUAUUUCCUUCACUUUCUCAGGAUAUUGUAUUACAGUAAAAGAAAAAAAUGAUAGAAUGAGUGUUUAGUUAGUUUAGAUUGUUUUAUAUAUCAUGAAUUUACACAUUGUAUGAGAAUGUAUGCAGCAUUUUUCACAGAAUAUUGGGAACUGUAAAUUUAUGAAUGCAAAUUUUAUGUUUUAAAAGUAAUUUUGUUUAAAGGCAGAUUUAGAGAAAUUUGAAAGGUACUGUUAGUUAGUCUGCUAUAUUUUGAAGCCUCCCCCUUUUUGGGAGAUAUCAGCUUUUCAAGAAUAAGAAAGGAAAUUGGGUUUGAUUUUUUUUUUUUUUUCAGAUUUCUCUCAUUUUGACGUAGCAUACUUUUAAUUCAUUUUAAAUGUCAUAAAUAGGCUUUUGCAGUGUAUAGUAUACACUGAUGUUGCCUUAUAGUUUUAGUUGAUAACUGCACUGGCUUUUUCUUAUAUGCUAUUUCUUAUAAGUCUUUCCGGUGAUCAACAUUUUCUAACCAGUAAUGAAGUGUAAAGUGAUUAGAGAUCUUUUAGAAGACUAUAUAAAAGGUUCCUUAUCAAUCCAUAUUAUUUUUUAUAUGAGCAGAUUCUCAUUAACAUCCAAAGAAAAAUAUAAGUGCAGGCACACACAAAAAUGCAUGUGAAACAAAUACAGACAUUCAUUCUUUCACAUGUAAAUGUCAGGAAAGCUCAUUUACUAAUUUUAACCAACAUCGUUCAUACUUUCAUUGCCAUAUAAUGGAUUGUAUAAUCUAGCCAUGUAAGAAGUAUAUUUUGUGCAUAUAUUUAGUUCAUGUUUCAUCUGUAGUAUUUAUUUGUAGAUGAACAAAUGUAGAGUAAAUUAGGGAUGUAGAAAUGUUUUUGAAAUUGUUAUGAAUCAUUCACUGCGCAUCCCCACCCUUGUUAUCUCUUUUCUAUUUUGCCCACAUGUCACACAAAGAAUCUCAUUUUUUUUUGUAAGUUUCUUUCUAUCAUUUUACUUGGCAUUUAUUUAUUUUUUUAUUUUUUUCAAUAUAAUGAACAUUAUUGUCAUGUGCGUUGUCAGUCACUUCAUUCUUCGCAUGUGGUUUUGGUUAUUUCGCUCCUACCUUGAGUCUCUCUUAUUCUUCAGAGCUUUUCUGUACUUCAGGUAAUAUAUAUCAUUUUUAUUUCUUUAUACAAGUGCAAUAAGCAUUCUUUUAGAAUAAUCGCAGCAGAAAAGGUUUACAUUACAGUUACAAUUCUUUAGCCACUUAAAAACUUUCAUAUAUGAAUUUUUAUUUUAGUGUGUGUGUGUGUGAUUUUUACUUAUAAAUGGGGUGAGGUGAUGGGUUUGUUGCAUCUGAGGGGAUUUUCUUUUUUCAUUAAACUUGCACAUCAUCAAGUUUUAGCUGUUUUUGAUAUCUGACUCUGUUAUUUAACUGUUUCAAGGUCAUUGUGUUUGUAUAUAUACGUCUGUGAGGCAUAGUGGUUGUGAUGAAUAGAUUGAGCUUGAGUGUUUGUAAAAGGCAAUAAAAUAUUAUUUUUUCUUCUUUUAAUUAUUGUAAUGAUUAUAAGUUAUACUACUAUUUUUGUUCAAUUAUUUUUUUUCUUAUGAUAAUAGUUAAUAAUGUUCAUUAACAUCUCAAGAAAGAGUUUAAUUAUAUCUGGCCAACUCUUC